AUGUCUUUCUUGGGUUUCGGCGGUCAACCACAACUAUCCUCUCAACAAAAAAUCUCUGCAGCUGAGGCUGAAUUGGAUUUGGUCACAGACAUGUUCAACAAGUUGGUGGACAACUGUCACAAGAAAUGUAUCCAGCUAUCAUACAGCGAAGGUGAACUGAACAAAUCUGAAUCUACCUGUAUUGACAGAUGUGUCGCCAAAUACUUUGAAACAAAUGUCAAAGUUGGUGAAAACAUGCAAGCUCUCGGCAAUUCUUUCCAACCUGGUGGUAGAGUUUGA
Molecule: messenger RNA, 279 nt
Organism: Lachancea fermentati
Lineage: Eukaryota; Fungi; Ascomycota; Saccharomycetes; Saccharomycetales; Saccharomycetaceae
Source: the annotation of a GenBank genome assembly